AUGGAUGAACUUCAGGAUGUUCAACUCACAGAGAUCAAACCACUUCUAAAUGACAAGAAUGGUACACGAAACUUCCAGGACUUUGACUGUCAGGAACAUGAUAUAGAAACUCCUCAUGGUAUGGUCCACGUCACUAUUAGAGGCCUACCGAAGGGAAACAGACCAGUUAUUCUGACAUAUCAUGACAUUGGCCUCAAUCAUAAAUCCUGCUUCAAUGCAUUCUUUAACUUUGAAGAUAUGCAAGAGAUCACUCAGCACUUUGCUGUCUGUCAUGUGGAUGCCCCAGGUCAACAGGAAGGUGCACCCUCUUUCCCAACAGGGUACCAGUACCCCACAAUGGAUGAGCUAGCUGAAAUGCUUCCUUCUGUUCUUACCCACUUAAGUGUGAAAAGCAUCAUUGGGAUUGGAGUUGGAGCUGGAGCUUACAUCCUCAGCAAAUUUGCACUCAAUUAUCCAGAGCUUGUGGAAGGCCUUGUGCUCAUUAACGUUGACCCUUGUGCUAAAGGCUGGAUUGACUGGGCAGCUUCCAAAAUCUCAGGCUUGACAACCAAUGUUGUGGACAUUAUAUUGGCUCAUCACUUUGGUCAGGAAGAGUUACAGGCCAACCUGGACCUGAUUCAAACCUACAAACUGCAUAUUGCCCAAGAUAUCAACCAAGAAAACCUACAGCUCUUCCUGUGUUCUUAUAACGGACGCAGAGACCUGGAGAUUGAAAGACCCAUGCUGGGCCAAAAUGAUAACAAAUCAAAGACUUUAAAGUGUUCCACUUUAUUGGUGGUAGGGGACAAUUCACCCGCAGUUGAGGCUGUGGUUGAAUGCAAUUCUCGCCUGAAUCCUAUAAAUACAACUUUGCUAAAGAUGGCAGACUGUGGUGGACUGCCCCAAGUAGUUCAGCCCGGGAAGCUCACCGAGGCCUUCAAGUACUUUCUGCAGGGAAUGGGAUACAUACCAUCUGCCAGCAUGACCCGGCUCGUCCGAUCACGAACCCACUCAACCUCAAGUAGUAUCGGCUCUGGAGAAAGUGCCUUCAGCCGAUCUGUUACCAGCAAUCAGUCAGAUGGAACUCAAGAAUCCGCUGAGUCCCCUGAUGUUCUGGACAGACACCAGACCAUGGAGGUGUCCUGCUAA
This is a messenger RNA of Pipistrellus nathusii (Nathusius's pipistrelle), 1128 nucleotides long. Lineage: Eukaryota; Metazoa; Chordata; Mammalia; Chiroptera; Vespertilionidae. The record is from the annotation of a GenBank genome assembly.